AUGUCUGCCGUGGCUCCCACUAUCCCCGGGGCUGACCCAGCAAAGGAUAUACAAAAGCGCCGUGCUGGCAGUAUUGGAUCCGAUGAAGACGACGCAAGUGGCGGGAAAUAUACAAGGAUGGAGGAGGAUAAUAUUCAAGAGAAGGAGAGGUUUGCAAGCCGCGAAAAUCACUGCGAGAUCGAGCGUCGCAGACGAAACAAGAUGACAGCGUACAUCACGGAACUGUCUGAUAUGGUUCCAACAUGCUCCGCUCUGGCGCGCAAGCCCGACAAGCUCACUAUCUUGAGAAUGGCUGUGGCGCACAUGAAAGCCUUGAGAGGAACAGGCAAUACUUCUUCCGAUGGUACAUACAAACCAUCAUUCCUGACUGAUCAAGAAUUAAAGCAUCUAAUCCUUGAAGCGGCUGACGGAUUCCUGUUCGUCGUCAGUUGCGACACUGGACGUGUAAUUUAUGUUAGUGACAGCAUAGCUCCAGUUCUUAACUACACACAGGCGGAAUGGUAUUCGUCAUGUUUAUACGACCAAGUACACCCAGACGACCUUGAAAAGGUUCGAGAGCAAUUGAGUACACAGGAGCCUCAGAACACAGGUCGCAUUCUUGAUCUCAAGACAGGAACUGUGAAGAAAGAGGGCCAUCAGUCUUCCAUGCGUCAAGUGAUGGGGUCAAGGCGUGGUUUUAUCUGCCGCAUGCGUGUUGGUGGUUCUGCUGAAGGCGCGCACCUCGGUCGUCUGCGCGCUCGCAACUCCCUCGGUCCCUCUCACGACGGACACAACUAUGCUGUAGUACACUGCACAGGAUACAUUAAAAACUGGCCACCCACAGACCUGUUUCCAGGUAUGCAGAUGGAUCGUCCGGUCGAAGACGAGCUUCACGCGUCACAUUGUUGCCUGGUCGCUAUUGGUCGCUUGCAGGUGACGUCAACUCCUAACAACUCUGAGAACAGCUUGUGCAGUGGUGGAGUGGAGUUUGUGUCGCGGCAUUCGGUAGACGGGCGGUUCACGUUCGCAGAUCAGCGCGCCACACAGGUGGUGGGUUAUGCGCCAGCAGACCUCCUCGGCAAGCUCUGUUACGAGUUCUAUCAUCCUGAGGACCAGCAGCAUAUGAGAGACAAUUUUGAUCAAGUGUUGAAAUUGAAAGGCCAAAUCAUCUCUUUGAUGUACCGGUUUCGAACUAAAAACAGAGAGUGGAUCUGGCUCCGAACCUCCGCCUUCGCCUUCCUGAAUCCAUACAAUGACGAUGUGGAGUACAUUGUAUGCACAAAUACUUUGGCCAAUCGAUCGUUAGGCAAUACUACUGGGGAGCCGGCACCCGAAGAAAACUACGACUACCAUCUACGUCAUCGAGACGUAUAUCAAGCUGCCCAACCGCCCCUUCACCAACAGCAUCACGCACCGCCUGAUGGUAUGUGUGUUGCAGUGAGCCACGCACGCUCGCCAAGCGAGUCCGUGGGUGCUGUUCCGGCGGCGGCAGUGGGCCCUGCGGCGCCGCCUUACGCCCCGCACUACGCACCUGACUACUCACCACAUCGACCUGCCAACACUCCACCGCAUACUACAUGGACUACACUACGCCCCGGUGGUACGAGUAACGAGACAUAUGCGUAUAGCGGUGACAGCAGCGCGACGACAGGUCCGCCGGCGGACGGUAGUCCCGCGCGAUCACCACCGGCACCCGCUUAUCUGCCGCCUACCGCACAUUAUCACCAUCCGCAUCCUACACACGGCAUGUGGACGUGGCAAGGCGGCGCAGGCGGUGCGGCACCGGCGCCGGAUGGUGGCCACGCACCACACGAGCUCUCCGACAUGCUGCAGAUCCUGGAUCAGAGCGGCGGCGCCACCUUCGAGGACCUGAACAUAAAUAUGUUCAACUCCAACUUCGAAUAGUUAUAAAUGUAAACAAUGUACUUAGCC
Messenger RNA from Hyposmocoma kahamanoa, 1911 nucleotides. It is a transcript of the gene tgo, whose product is annotated as aryl hydrocarbon receptor nuclear translocator homolog. Gene Ontology annotation, cellular component: cytoplasm; transcription regulator complex; aryl hydrocarbon receptor complex. The coding region runs from base 1 to 1884 and encodes 627 amino acids. Gene Ontology annotation, molecular function: DNA-binding transcription factor activity, RNA polymerase II-specific; RNA polymerase II cis-regulatory region sequence-specific DNA binding; protein dimerization activity. Lineage: Eukaryota; Metazoa; Arthropoda; Insecta; Lepidoptera; Cosmopterigidae. Gene Ontology annotation, biological process: regulation of transcription by RNA polymerase II. The transcript has 14 exons. The record is from RefSeq and is a predicted model, not a curated record.